UGCUUGUUGAACUUCAGGCACCACUACUACCCUACCCCCACCGCCUGCUGCAAGGACUGCUGGGAGCUGGUGGCUGCUUGACGUCAGCGCCAGUAUUCCAUCCAGCCACACUCCAAGAGCUCCCACAUUUCUGUCAUUCCAGCCUGGGCCAGCAGAUAGGACAACAGCAAGAUGUCCGGAGGAAUUUUUACCCCUUUGGAUAACCUCUACGAUCUGGACAGCGCCAACUGCCACCCUCUCGUGUGCCACCUCUGUCACGAACAGUACGAACAGCCCUGUCUGCUGGACUGUUACCACACGUUCUGCGCCAGCUGCCUGCGGGGCCGGGCUAUAGAAAGCCGCCUCACCUGCCCCCUCUGCAGACAGCAGUCGAUUGUGAAAGGGAUCAACGGGUUGCCCCCUGAAGACCGUCUGCUCAGGUUCCUGGUGGACAAUUCCGCAGACUGUGAGGAGACUGUCCAGUGUGCCAACUGUGACUUUGAGUGCAAGAAACAGGAUGUGGAUGCAAUGUAUUAUUGCAACACUUGUAACCAGCCCCUGUGUAGCACCUGCAGGGAGGUCACACACAAGGCCAAGAUGUUCUCCCGCCAUGAGAUCGUGUCCCUGGCCAAGCGCACCAAGGAAGCCCAUAAGAAGUGCUCCCUUCAUGAGGAGCCCUAUAUCAUGUUCUCCACAGAGAAGAAGUCCAUGCUGUGCAUCAACUGUUUCAGAGACAUGCAAGUGGAGAGCAGAGCACACUGCAUUGAUAUUGAGACGGCGUAUAUGCAAGGCUGUGAAAAACUGGAUCAGGCCGUCCUGGCAGUGAAAGAGCUGCAGACGUCAGCACGAGAGGCCAUUGUCCUGCUGAAGGCCAUGAUUGGGGAGGUGAGGGCCAAUGUGGAUGAGGAGGAGAGUGCCAUCAGUACCCUCUUCAGCAGCAUGCAGGAGAAACUGGCAGAGCGGAAGAAGAUACUCUUGAAGGCUGCCCAAAGCCAGCACGAGGAGAAAGAGAAAGCUUUCAAGGAACAGCUGGCUCAUCUGGCCGCCCUCCUGCCUACUCUGCAGGUCCACCUGGUCACCUGCUCUGCCUUUCUCAGUUCUGCCAACAAGUUUGAGUUCCUGGACCUGGGCUAUCAACUGAUGGAGAGGCUGAAGAAGAUAGUGAAGCUGCCCCACAGGCUGAGGCCGGCUCAGAGCAGCAAGAUCAACACGGAGUACCGCUCAGAAUUCGCUCGCUGCUUGGAGCCACUGCUGAUGCUCAACCAGCGGCGCUCUGUGUCCGUCACCAGCGUGGGAGGAGUGUCUGGAAUGGCCAACAGCAAUGGACUGCUGCAGUCCUCCCUGUCUGUCCCCUGUCACUCCCCCUCCUCCAGCGACAUGGCCCUGACGUCCUCAGUGGUGCGGAAGCCCACCUCCCACCGCUACAUCAGCACCAAGGUCCUGCUGGCCGAGGGAGGGGAGUCGCCCUUCACCGAGCACUGUCGCAACUACGAGAACAUGUACCGGACCCUGCAGACUGAUAUCCAGAAGCUGAAGGAUCAAGUGCAGGAGAUGCACAGAGACCUCACCAAGCACCACUCCCUCAUCAAGACCGACACCAUGGGGGAGAUCCUGGAGAAAUCGCUGGAGAUGGAUGUGCAGAUCGCCUCCGAGUACUCCUCUGUGGAGAUGAUGAGGGCCAUGUUCGAGGAGAUAUGGGAGGAAACCUUUCAGAGGGUUGCGAAUGAGCAAGAGAUCUAUGAAGCACAGUUACAUGACCUGCUGCAGCUGAAACAGGAGAACUCCUACCUGACAACCAUCGCCAAGCAGAUCGGCCCGUACAUCCGCUCCAUCGCCAAGGUGAAGGAGCGGCUCGAGCCCAGACUAAAGGAGCCCAAGGAACUUAAAGAUGACCGGACAGAGACCAUGCUGAAAAUCUAUGAGGACAGCACCAUGGCCAACGAGGCACAGCACAGAAACGAGCUAUCCUGCACCACCGACGACGACCAGGAGAAACUGGUCGACAACCGCAACAAGAUUCUGGACAACCGAGCGCUCAAUAUUCUGUCAGAGGAGCCCGCACUGAAGAGCAAGGAUUACUACUGGCCAGGGAAGCAGAAGAAUGGAGUGGAGGCUUCAAGCCGCAAAGAGUUGACACUUUAAGCCCGGCCAAUGGACGGACUCCCACCACCCAUUCAUCUGAAGCCAGGAGGACUCAUGCAUAGUGACUGGAUUUUGACUUGUAUAGCAGAAGCUGAAUAAGCUUUAGAACAAAAGCUGUAUAAAGUACCUUGAAGGUGGGCUGAGGAACAACUUGAGUUCUAGGCCAGCCAUUUGUGAAAUCACUGGAUUACUCACAAGACCACGUGCUGUGAGCAACAGACAUACCAGAGUUCAUGGGGGGGGAGUCAAACAUACCGAUUUUAAAUCCGAGUUCCACAGUCGUCAACCUCUUAACGGACAAGCCUGAAUGUUGCCUCACAAUUAAGUUUUUCUAGUGUUCACUUCGAAAUCAUCCUUGCAAUCAGGUUUUUUUUAUUUCAGGUCUGCUUGCAAACAUUACAGGCUGAAGGGUUUGGCAGAGACGACACACUGUCUGCAAAAACAAGGAAUGCCCCCCUUUUUUUUUGUCCAGCAAGCCAAAUAAUAAGAAAUGGACUGAAGCAGCUCGUUCUUCAACAAGCACAUUUACAUGUGCUUUAAAAGAGAUACUCUAUAAAUAUGGUACACACUGGAAAAGCCAAUGGCCACAGAGCAUGGAAAGGAACACUGUUCCAAGAACUGCUUCAAUUGUAUGUUUUCACUAUAUUAUUUCUAGUUUAAAUAAUUAGGGUUUAUGCUGUAAAUUGUAUUGUACAUUUUACAUUACUAUAUCCAUUGUUAUGAUGUAUCAUUAUCUACAAAAUGCUACAAAAAAACUGAACUUGCUUCAUCUGCUAAAUUCAAUCAUUUAAAAUCUUAAACUCCCUCUAAGCUUCAAAAAGCAUCAGCAUUCUUUCACAUAAAGGAUUAAGGUUUUGGUUUAAAAACAGAAGAAGCAAUUUUAUUUGCUUAUUGGGGGUACACACCAAAAUGUUUUCCAAUAGUUUUUGAUAUCAAAUAUUCUUUUUAAAUAAAUGUGCAAAUUCUACAAUA
Messenger RNA from Lepisosteus oculatus (spotted gar), 3093 nucleotides. It is a transcript of the gene rnf207a, whose product is annotated as ring finger protein 207a. Gene Ontology annotation, biological process: regulation of heart looping; regulation of cardiac muscle contraction. The record is from RefSeq and is a predicted model, not a curated record. Lineage: Eukaryota; Metazoa; Chordata; Actinopteri; Semionotiformes; Lepisosteidae. Gene Ontology annotation, cellular component: perinuclear region of cytoplasm. Gene Ontology annotation, molecular function: zinc ion binding; transmembrane transporter binding; Hsp70 protein binding.